AAACACAACACUCUCUUUGCCAAGUAUGCGAAUUCAAACAAAGCUAUUGUGCCAUUAGUUAAAUAAUUUAAAGAUAGUAAUUUUAAUUUAAGAAAAAAAGAGAAUUCGUAUUUACUUUUUUUUUCUUAUCUUACCUCAAAACGGUAAUCAAUGCCGCAUUUAUCUUUUGUUCUGUGGAUUACUAUCAUAUCCAUAAUUUUCCAAGUUUGUAACUCAUUUCGGAUUUCAGACAAAUGGGUACAAAGACUGCUGCCUUCAGACGAUUUUGUUAAUGUGCAAUUGCGACACGUAUUUCAUCAUGGAUUAAACGAACAGUAUAAUCAACAGUAUCGUUUAGAUAUACACAAGAAAGAUGUUUAUGAAAAUAGCAAUGAUGUUUUUCGGCUGAAAAUGAAGAAUUCCAAAUCAAUGACUCUGAAAAAUCAGUCUCGUGAAGCAUUGAAUCACUAUCGAGAAAGCUCCAUGCGCGGUUUGCAUACUGAACAAUCCCAUGUGGAUUUAUGGGCGGAGCGCAAAAUUGUUUUACCAGAUACUACGGAUAAGGCAACGAUUUACUCUCUCGGAAAGAUGAGCUUCAAUGCAUAUCAAAAAAUUCCAUUUGAUGGUGAUUGGCUUGACAUUGGUCCGGACUGGAAUAUAACACCUCCAGAAGGAUUUGGUUGGGAUGAAGAUGGGCUCCGUGGCCAUGUAUUUUCCAAUAACGAUAAUUCUACUAUAAUUAUUGCCAUGAAGGGUACUUCUAUAUACGGUAUUGGUCGGGGAACGUCUCAAAAGGAUCGUGUCAAUGAUAACUUGCUAUUUUCUUGCUGCUGUGCGCGAGUAAGUUGGGCAUGGACAACUGUGUGCGACUGUUACAGAAGCACCUACACUUGUAGUCAAACGUGCUUAGAGGACGAAGUGCAAUCCGGCAAUCGGUACUACUCCGCUUCUCUCGAUAUAUACUAUAAAGUGAAGGAACUAUAUCCCAAUGCACAAGUUUGGUUAACUGGUCAUUCUUUAGGAGGUGCCACCGCUUCAUUGAUGGGCUUAUCUUUUGGUAUUCCUACCGUCACGUUCGAAGCUCCAGGUGAACGUAUGGCUGCUCGUCGUCUCCAUCUUCCUAUGCCUCCUGGGCUUCCUGAUGAGGAAAGUCUUAUUUGGCAUAUUGGUCAUACUGCUGAUCCAAUUUACUUGGGUAAAUGCACCGGACCCACUUCUUUAUGUUGGGCUGGCGGAUAUGCUAUGGAGUCUGUUUGUCAUACGGGCCAGGAAUGUAUAUACGAUGUUGCCAAAGAUAAAGGUUGGCAUAUUUCCUUAACGCACCACCGUAUGCAAAGUGUCUUGAACGAUGUGAUUGAUAGUUAUGAUGAGGUACCUACUUGCACUCACUUACCAAAUUGUGUGGACUGCGCCCUUUGGUUAUUUCCUGAUGAUGAAAAAUGAAGAUAACAGCUGCUUUUAAUGCCCCUAUAUCUUAAUGCUAGUUAUGAAAAGUCAUGUCUUAAUUCUUCCAAUUAAAUUCUCUCUUGGAUACUAUAAUCGAAUAUAUCAUUUAGUACUCAUGCUCUCCAACAUAGAUGCGUGUACAUUUUUAUACUUCAUGAUCACGAACUAGAAAC
Molecule: messenger RNA, 1598 nt
Organism: Schizosaccharomyces cryophilus OY26
Lineage: Eukaryota; Fungi; Ascomycota; Schizosaccharomycetes; Schizosaccharomycetales; Schizosaccharomycetaceae
Product: autophagy associated lipase Atg15
Exons: 1
Coding region: 151-1422 (423 amino acids)
Biological process (GO): piecemeal microautophagy of the nucleus; macroautophagy; multivesicular body membrane disassembly
Molecular function (GO): glycerophospholipase activity
Source: RefSeq, a predicted model, not a curated record